AUGCCCGGCGAAGUGAUUGACAGGGCGAAUCCACCGGCGUUGGACUCUCACAUUCCAGAUUCAGUGCUUGACUUAGCUGUCCAGCUUGAGAAGGCGGACCUUAGCGAUGGGGAUCUUAAAAGCCUUGAGGAUUUUCGAAGGGCUAGCAAUUAUAUUGCAGCUGCGAUGAUAUUUUUGUGCAACAACACACAAGUUGAGAGGGACCUUACAUUUGACGACAUUAAACCUAGGUUGCUCGGUCACUGGGGAACAUGUCCAGGGCUUACUCUGAUCUACGCACAUCUCAACUAUCUCUCCCGCAAGAACGAUCUCGACCUCAUAUUUGUUGUUGGGCCCGGUCAUGGUGCACCAUCAAUUUUAGCCUCCCUCUGGCUGGAAGGAAGCUUGGAACGAUUCUACCCACAAUAUUCUCAAACCAGACAAGGUCUCCAUAACCUGAUUGCUACAUUUAGCACACCAAGCGGUUUCCCAAGUCAUAUCAAUGCCGAGACGCCUGGUGCAAUCCACGAAGGUGGUGAGCUCGGAUAUGCACUUGCAGUUGCUUACGGCGCUGUUAUGGAUAAGCCGGAUUCAAUUGUUGCUUGUGUUAUUGGUGACGGGGAAGCAGAAAGUGGCCCAACUGCCACGUCCUGGCAUGCUGCCAAGUAUAUCGACCCAGCUGAAUCGGGAGCUGUUCUCCCUAUUCUCCACCUAAACGGUUUCAAGAUCUCAGAGCGGACAAUUUUUGGGUGUAUGGAUAAGAAGGAGAUUACCGCACUGUUUACUGGCUAUGGAUACCAGCCCCGUUUUGUUGAGGAUCUUGGAGAUAUUGAUCGAGAUCUUGCAGCAAGCAUGCAGUGGGCUCUAGAUGAGAUCCAUAAGAUCCAAAAGGCGGCAAGGUCUGGCAAACCCAUUCUAAAGCCUCAGUGGCCGGUAUUGAUCUUGUGUACUCCAAAAGGGUGGAGCGGGCCAAAAAAGGUCGACGGCGAGUUCGUAGAGGGCUCCUUCCAUGCCCAUCAAGUUCCACUAUCGGCGGCCAAAAAGGACCAACACCAGCUCGAACAACUGCAGAAGUGGCUGCACUCGUAUGGGCCAGCCGAUCUCUUCACCGAUAGCGGCGCUCCAAUUGAAUCGAUCAAAAAGAUUAUACCAAUUGACAACGAGAAGAGACUUGGCCAGAGAGUAGAGACGUACAAGCACCAUGAAAAGCUGCGCGUCCCCGAUUGGCAGAACUUUGGCGUGGAGAAAGGAGGUCAGGAAUCAUGCAUGAAGGCCAUUGGCAACUUCAUGGACCAAGUAAUUGUCGAGAACCCGAAGUCUUUUCGGAUUUUCUCCCCUGAUGAACUUGUUAGCAACAAGCUAGAUGGAAUAUUCAAGCAUACCGGCCGUAAUUUCCAAUGGGAUCAGUUCUCAAACGGCCGAGGUGGCCGGGUUAUCGAAAUUCUCAGUGAACAUGUAUGCCAGGGUUUUCUACAAGGCUAUACACUUACCGGCCGUACGGGCGUCUUCCCUAGCUAUGAGAGUUUCUUGGGCAUCAUCCAUACCAUGAUGGUGCAGUAUAGCAAGUUCACUAAGAUGGCAUUUGAGACCACGUGGAGGGGUGAUAUCUCGAGUCUCAAUUAUAUUGAGACGAGCACUUGGACGAGGCAAGAGCAUAAUGGCUUCUCGCAUCAGAACCCGUCAUUCAUCGGUGCCGUCCUCAAUUUGAAGCCUAGCGCGGCGAGAGUUUAUCUCCCCCCUGAUGCUAACACCUUCCUCUCCACCAUCGCCCACUGCCUCCGGUCCAAGAAUUACAUUAACCUUAUGGUCGGCUCCAAACAGCCACAACCCGUCUUCCUCUCCAUCGAAGAGGCGGACAGACACUGUCAAGCGGGCGCCUCAGUCUGGAAAUUCGCCUCGAUCGACAACGGGCUUGACCCAGACGUCGUACUCGUCGGCAUUGGCUCAGAACUAACGUUUGAAGUCGUGGUGGCGGCGUCGGUCCUCCGGCGUAUAUGCCCCUCGAUGCGUGUCCGAGUCAUCAACGUGACGGACCUAAUGAUCCUCGAGGCUGAAUCAUUGCAUCCACACGCCCUCGCCCACCAGGAUUUCAACGCAUUGUUCACGGCCGAUAAGCCGAUCCACUUCAACUACCACGGCUACGCGAACGAGCUUCGCGGCCUGCUCUUCGGACAUCCGAAUAUGGAAAGGGUUGGUAUCUCCUCCUAUAAGGAAGAGGGCAGCACGACGACGCCAUUUGAUAUGAUGUUGCGGAAUGGUGUUAGUCGAUUCCAUGUGAUGGAGGCGGCGAUUAGGGGCGCAGCGAAGUCCAAUCCGGAGGUCGCACUUGACAUGACGAAUACGCUUGGGUGGAUUAGACAUCAGAUUAGUAAGAUUGGGGAGUACAUCCUAGAGACUGGGAAGGAUCCAGCUGGCACUUAUGAUAUCCCGAAGUUUGAGGGGACGGCUUUUGAGAAGGGGUCUGUGUGGAGGGGGAACGAGAGGGAACACUCGAAGGAAGAUGGGUUUUUUGUUAACUGA
Messenger RNA from Venustampulla echinocandica, 2499 nucleotides. RefSeq names its product D-xylulose 5-phosphate 6-phosphate phosphoketolase. NCBI's taxonomy places the organism in Eukaryota, Fungi, Ascomycota, Leotiomycetes, Helotiales, Pleuroascaceae. The transcript is spliced from 6 exons. Gene Ontology annotation, molecular function: aldehyde-lyase activity. The record is from RefSeq and is a predicted model, not a curated record. Gene Ontology annotation, biological process: carbohydrate metabolic process. Bases 1 to 2499 code for a protein of 832 amino acids.